CAACACUCCAUAAAGAUGUGCUCCCGCGGGUCCUCCUGCCACAGCCACGAGACCUCCUGCCACAGCUCCCGCUCCUCCUGCCACGACUCGGAGCCCUCCUGCCAUUACACCAUCCAGAGGGUCCCCGUGCCCAAGUACACCUAUGUGACGCCGUGCUGCCCCCCAGUGCAGACCUUCUGCCCCCCAGUGCAGCGUUACUGCCCCCCAGUGCAGCCCUACUGUCCCCCAGUGAAGACCUACUGCCCACCCAUCCCCUACUGCCCCCAGUACACCAAGAACAUCUGCAAGCUGCCUCCACCAUGCCCCAAAUACUAGCUGCAUGAUCCAGCCAUGCUCCACCACCACUGGCUGCCUCCUCCUUGGAUAACAUGGACAUGGAUUGACGCAUCACUAUGGACAUCCCAGGGUCUCUGCUCUGUGCCUCAUCACUGCUGUGCCUAAUGUGCUCCCCCAGUCAUCUUACAAGGAUUCGCUCUUUCCAAUGACUCGGGAAAUGUUCUCUCCAUGUAUUCAGUGCAUAAUUAUAAUUGGGAAUCUUUUCAUGCCUUGCAUUUCUGUUUCAGACUCAUCUGGC
Messenger RNA from Meleagris gallopavo (turkey), 574 nucleotides. The record is from RefSeq and is a predicted model, not a curated record. Lineage: Eukaryota; Metazoa; Chordata; Aves; Galliformes; Phasianidae.